AAAUGUGUUUAGUUUCAGGUUUGAUGCAAACACUUCCUCAUCAACACUAAGGUAUCCAGGUUUGUUACUAGGUGACGGUACUUGUGUGGGGAGAUGGAGGUGGCGGUGAAAGGGAAGGCCAAGAGGAAACACCUGAACCCCCAGGAUUGUGAUGAGCUGGGCCAGAGUGCUCUCACCGGAGCUCAGCCCCCCCACCAGGGGCCAGGAGGCCGCGGCCCCCACCAGGGGCUCCCCCCCAGGACCCCCAACAAACGACGGAAACCUGGACCUGCUGCCUUGGGAAGUCCUUCCGGCCAACAGAAAGUCAUCAACCACUUCUUCUCAGUGGAGAAAGUCAUCAGCACCAGUCCACACAAGUCCCCGAAGCCCUCCACGUCCUCCCUUCCCAUGGAGGAAGAAGAAGAGGACGAGGAUGAUGACGACGUCAGCCUGUUAGCAGUCCCGUUGGCGUCAGAUUUUCACACGAAUGUUGAACAGGAGGACGAGAUUGAUGACGAAUGUCUACUGGCUAUUGAAAUGGCGCCCCAUCACGAAGAAAAGAAGGACCAGGAGAUUGAUUUUCUGGAGGGACUCACAGCGGAGAUGUUUGGGAAUGAUGAUGACUUUGAAGAAUUGUGCAUGCAGAGCAAGGAGGAGGAGGUGGAGCCGCUCCCCGACGCCCACUACGGCCUCCUGGGCACCAACACCCGCCUGCUGCAGCCCCAGGGCUGCAUGGACGACCUCCCCGAGGAGGUGCUGAGACAGGUGCUGUCCCUCGUCCCUGCUCGGGACAUCUAUUGCAAUGUGAGCCUCGUCUGCCAUCAGUGGAAGAACAUCGCCCAGGACCCCAAGUUUGUGCCAUUCAAGAAGCGCUAUUACCGCUACAUGAUGGGGGAAAAGCAGGCCGAGCUGGAGAUCUUAUCCAUCCUGAAGAGAUAUAAGAUGACCAGUUCUUUCCACUCCCAAUACAGCAUACAAAACGUUGUCAUUGUAAUGUCUAAACAUAAAGUGGGAGAGUUUGUGAGGCCAGAGCGUGUUCUGGAGUGUGUUAAGAAGCAUCGGCUUUAUCCCCAGGCUGAAGCCUCCGUCAGAUUACGCUUCUCUGGCAAUCAUAAGCCUCACAACCUCGGCAUUGAGGGUCCCAACCCGUACGCAGCCAUGGCCGUCAUCUUGGUCCUCAGUGAGAGCGUGGGAGAUGUUCAGGCCCUGGUGUCGCUGCUCUCCGGCUGCAUGUCGCUAACAGCCGUCACCGAGUACCUCAGUCACAUGGCCACGAUGCUGCUGGCCUUGGAGAGGAACAACGUUCAUAUCAGCAAUCGGCCGCAUUACAACAUCUAUUAUGUCCUUCACCUCCUGGAGAAUGGACCCUUUCCUGUCAGCUCUGGGCCUAAAGGGAGUUCCCAGCUCUACUUGACAGGAGAACAGCAGCAGAUCCUCAGCCACAAUAUCAAGAACGACCACGUGGUGAAGAUCAUCGCAUUUGCAGGUACCGGGAAGACGACCACACUGGUGCAGUAUGCUCAGCAGCGGCCGCACCUCCGCUUCCUCUACGUAGCCUUCAACAACUCGGUGGCUUGUGAGGCACGUCAGCGUUUCCCCAGAAACGUGGACUGCAAAACUGUCCACUCUUUAGCCUAUAAUGACAUUGGAAAGCGCUAUCAGCAGCAUAAAAAGCUGGCCUUUAGCUUGAGACCGUUCUGCAUCAACUCCGUCCUGCCCGCUGGUAGUGGCGGCUUCGCCAACGCCAAAGUGGUGGCCACAACUCUCAACAACUUCCUGGCUUCAGCAGACCCGAGCAUCACGACGUCACACGUCCCCUCUCACUGCGUCAAGAAGAAAAUGAGGGUGAUGAUAAACCGCGAGGAUAGGCAGAUUUAUGCCGGAGAGACGGAGAAGAUCUGGAACAAAAUGAAGUGUCUGAAGGAGAGGUCAAAACAGGCUUAUUACAUGACCCACGAUGGUUAUCUGAAGUUAUGGCAACUCCAGGACCCAAAGCCGUGCUUGUCUGACUGCUACGACGCUAUUUUCAUCGAUGAGGCUCAAGACUGCACGCCAGCGAUCAUGGAUGUGCUUCUGGCUCAGCGCUGCGGGAAGAUCCUGGUUGGAGACCCGCACCAGCAGAUCUACACCUUCAGAGGAGCCGUCAACGCCCUGCACCUCGCCAACCACACUCACAUCUUCUACCUCACGCAGAGCUUUCGAUUCGGUCCUGAGAUCGCCUACGUGGCUGCAACCAUCCUCAAAGUUUGCAAGGGGGUUCAGAAGAUUCUCGUUGGAGGAAAGCAGAAGGACUGUGUGUUUAGUGAGACGGCCGGCAGAGCCGUUGAGGCGGCGCAGUCGGGUGUGAAUCAGAACCCGGGGAAGAUUGCUAUCCUGUCCAGAUGUAAUUAUGGAGUAUUCAGUCAGGCGGUCAAGCUCACCGACGCCAACCCAAACUGCAGGAUCCACUUCAUAGGAGAUGUCAAAAACAUCGGGCUCCAGAAGGUCAUGGACAUCUACCAACUGAUGACUCAGCAGAAGAAGGGGACCAAAUCAAAAGCGAUAGUGGACCCCCUGGUUCGGGGUUUUUCCCAGAAAAAGGAGAACCCCUUUGGAGCCUUUAAGCAUUACGUGGCACUAACUGAAGACAAAGAGCUGGAUGGAAAAAUGAAACUCGUGGAGACCUUCUUCAGUCGCAUCCCCGAACUGGUCGCACGUCUGUAUUCCUGCUUCGAAAGUGACGUUCGGAAAGCAGACUUCAUCGUGGGAACGGUCCACAAGGCCAAAGGUCUGGAGUUUGAUACCGUCAUCAUCACCGACGACUUUGCCUGCGCGCCCAGUUCAAUCCACAACCUGUCCGACACUUCUACAUUCUCGUUUGCUGAUAUUCCUUCUGACGAGUGGAACCUGGUGUACGUGGCGGUGAGUCGAGCCAAGACGUGUCUGGUCGCCACCACGGACCUUCUACGCACUCUGACGUUUGCUCGGGAAUACUUCCUCAGGUCGCGGAUGCUCGUUUCCAUAGAGACGGACGGUUCUCCUCUGCAGUGCUGCAUCCCAGAUUGUUCCAAUGGAAUCACGGCGGGCCUGCCGUUCAUGAUAUACAAACAAAAAAUGCCUUGUACCAAUAGGGAGACUUGCGGUGGGCCGCUGUGUGAAAAAUGCGCGUGGAAGCGCAUCGGGCCCACCGCCUACCUCAUGGCAGACGACGUGUUUUCAGUCAUGAGACGACGGCGACGGCAGCCGUCCCAUAAUGACAUAUUUCCGGGGCAUUUCAUCGUCUACUGGGGAGACUGAGUUACCUCGCAAACAGCCGGGAUUUAAGUUCACUCACCAGAGACACUGGAGCGGACGAGAGACUGAGAACCGCUUUUACUUUGCAGUCUCACCUGAAACGGUUUUAAUCUUGUUUUAUCUUAACACCAUGUAAAUUGAUGUUAAAGCAGUGGAGUUGCAAAGUGCAACCAGUUAUUGUGUGACAUGUAUAUGUAGACCAACACUGCUUGCUUUGGAAGUUUGAUAAUUUCAGAAGCAGACAUUUUUAUAAAAGACGAGUAAUUGUUGAAGU
This is a messenger RNA of Cololabis saira (Pacific saury), 3526 nucleotides long. It is a transcript of the gene fbh1, whose product is annotated as F-box DNA helicase 1. Gene Ontology annotation, cellular component: nucleus. The record is from RefSeq and is a predicted model, not a curated record. Gene Ontology annotation, biological process: replication fork processing; double-strand break repair via homologous recombination. Gene Ontology annotation, molecular function: protein binding; DNA binding; hydrolase activity. The transcript has 22 exons. The coding region runs from base 94 to 3255 and encodes 1053 amino acids. Lineage: Eukaryota; Metazoa; Chordata; Actinopteri; Beloniformes; Belonidae.